This is a messenger RNA of Hydatigera taeniaeformis, 186 nucleotides long. NCBI's taxonomy places the organism in Eukaryota, Metazoa, Platyhelminthes, Cestoda, Cyclophyllidea, Taeniidae. The record is from the annotation of a GenBank genome assembly.
UGCCAAACUCACCCAGAGUACACUGGUCCCGUGCUUGGUCCAAAAUUGGCCACGGAGAACAAGCGUGAAUUCACGGAACAGCAGCUGCGAGAAGGACAAAAUGUGGUGAGCCUGCAGUACGGGUCAAACAAGGGCGCCAGUCAGGCCGGAAUCACCAUGGGCAAGCAGCGCAUGAUCAUGGAUUAG